CAGUUAAUGUUGAGGAAUUUGAAAUCCUCAAAAUCAAUAUCCAACUACAUUUAGACUACUUUGAACUUUAUCUACAUAUCUGCUGUAUUUUUCUCAGUCUGUUCGGGAGGGGGCUACAGUUCACAGUGAUGUGAAUGCUCCUUUUUGGUUUUAAAUUCUACCCAUAUGGCUUAAUUUCUCUGUGUACAGACUGGAAAGUGUAGAGUGUUUCUCUGGCUCAGCAUGACACUCUGCACAAACUUGAGAGCGUGGAGUGUCUCUCCAGGUCCGGGUGAUACUGUGUACAGACUGGACAGUGGGAGUGUCUCUCUGGGUCAGAGUAAUGGCUUGUAUCGUGUGGCCAGUAAAUCCGGGAACGCGGAGCUUCUGCUGUCCCCGCGUUUGUGCAGUAGCUCCCUCUGGUACAUUGUUUGAGCAUUGACAGCGGACGAGGUUCCCUGUUGUUAUUUAUAAACGGACGGGUCGAACGACAGGGGAACUGAGAUCGCGCUCACAUCACCUGUACAGGGAGAUGCUGAACGGGAACGUUACUAGGCGCCAGCAAAUGCAGUCUUGUGUGGGAGAUGCCAUGGCUGGUUAGCGCUUCUGUCGAUCGAUGAGGACAGCUUGUGGGAAACAUGGAUGAGAAAUGUAACAGGCGGCUGCUGUUGCUGGUGUUGGUCGUCUUGUUUGUGGUGAUCAUCUUCCAGUAUGUUUGCCCUGGAGCCAGUUCCUGCCGAAUGCAAUGGGGGGACAGAGCCCUGGACUUUGGGCUCUCUCCCCUUGGUCAGCGUCCGGGGGCGGAGGAGCGGAGGUUCCAGGGUGCCUUCAAUUUCACCGAGCGGGAUCUCUGGAGGCGGCUGGAUUUUGACAUCAAAGGGGACGACGUGAUCGUCUUCUUGCACAUACAGAAGACCGGCGGCACCACUUUCGGGAGGCAUCUGGUGCGGAACAUCCGGUUGGAGCAGCCCUGUGACUGUCGGGCCGGACAGAAGAAAUGCACUUGCCACCGGCCAGGCAAGAGAGAGAGCUGGCUGUUCUCCAGGUUCUCCACCGGCUGGAGCUGUGGGCUGCAUGCAGAUUGGACCGAGCUGGUCAACUGUGUGCCAGCCCUCAUGGAGAACCCACAGCAGCGAGACACUCACAGGAACUUCUAUUACAUAACAAUGCUAAGAGACCCCGUAUCCCGCUUUUUAAGCGAAUGGAGGCAUGUCCAGAGAGGAGCUACCUGGAGGGCUUCAUUACACAUGUGUGAUGGCCGGACCCCGACACCGGAUGAGCUUCCGACCUGCUACGUAGGGGAUGACUGGUCAGGCUGCAGUUUGCAGGAGUUUAUGGAUUGCCCUUACAACCUGGCCAACAAUCGCCAGGUCCGCAUGCUGGCUGACCUGAGCCUGGUGGGUUGUUACAACGUCUCAACCAUGGGAGCCAGCAGGCGCAAUGAAAUACUCUUGCACAGCGCCAAGACUAACCUGAAGGACAUGGCCUUCUUCGGACUGACCGAGUUCCAGAGGAAGACCCAAUGUCUGUUUGAAAGAACCUUUCAGCUGAAGUUCAUUUCGCCGUUCACACAACUCAACAGCACCCGGGCGGCCAGUGUGACGCUGGACCGGCAAACCCGGCGGCACAUAGAGCAGCUGAACUUCCUGGAUGUGCAGCUCUACGACUACGCGAAGGAUCUCUUUCUGCAGCGUUUCCAGUACAUGAGGCAGAAGGAGCGCCAGGAAGAGAAAAGGAAGCGUCAGGAGCAACGCAGAGCACAUCGCCAGAAACAGGGAACACACAGGUCCCCAAAAAUUCACACGGAGAGCGUGAUGACAGAUGACUAUGUGAGUCUGGUGGAAAGGUGGUGACUGGUUCUCAUCCGCUCCCUUCAUUCAUUCAUCCUAGGUAAUUAAUAUUGUGACCACAAGUGUGAGAGGACAGUAUUUCACAUGAAAUGUGCAAUACCAUCAUCCUGUGCGACCACAGUAAACCUGUUGAGCUAUCUUUGUCUUUAACUCCAGUGUAACCUUCACCUCUACAUCCCACCCAAUUCCCAGCCCCAUCUCACUCGUGCAUUCUUGCUGUUUACCCUCGGUUCAGUUUUUGUUAUGGGAGAUUUAGAGUCAAAAUUGCUCUCAAGGUUACGAAGAGAUUGUAAAGAUUUCAUUCAGUUGUCCAAGGUACUCUGUCAGAAAGCAGGCAAAUCAGGUCUAAAGAUAAUAUAUGUAACAAUAGAUAUGUGACAAUAUACCCAGGCAUCAGAUCAAAUUCACACCAAAAUAGUUUUGUCUGUUACUGCUAUAUUAACAAGAUCAAAUAAAAAAGUCUUUUGAAGUUAGUACAAUAUUGUGACUUUUUUAAUGCUCGUGUUAUUAAACUACAAUUUGCAUCAAUAAAGCACACGUGAUUUAACUACUAGCCUGACUGAUUACCUUUC
Messenger RNA from Chiloscyllium plagiosum (whitespotted bambooshark), 2401 nucleotides. RefSeq names its product heparan-sulfate 6-O-sulfotransferase 2. Gene Ontology annotation, molecular function: heparan sulfate 6-sulfotransferase activity. Lineage: Eukaryota; Metazoa; Chordata; Chondrichthyes; Orectolobiformes; Hemiscylliidae. The record is from RefSeq and is a predicted model, not a curated record. Gene Ontology annotation, cellular component: membrane.